This is a messenger RNA of Trichoderma breve, 1566 nucleotides long. Its product is annotated as thioredoxin-like domain-containing protein. Bases 1 to 1566 code for a protein of 521 amino acids. Gene Ontology annotation, molecular function: ubiquitin binding. Gene Ontology annotation, biological process: proteasome-mediated ubiquitin-dependent protein catabolic process. The transcript has 2 exons. Gene Ontology annotation, cellular component: nucleus. NCBI's taxonomy places the organism in Eukaryota, Fungi, Ascomycota, Sordariomycetes, Hypocreales, Hypocreaceae. The record is from RefSeq and is a predicted model, not a curated record.
AUGGACGAGAGCAUUCACCACUUCGUUAGCAUCACCGGGGCAAACCUCGAUGUGGCUCGGGGCUUCCUGGAGAUAACAGGCGGCGACUACCAGCGUGCCAUCGAGCUGUACUUUGAGAGUCCAGAUCUCGUUGGAGCCGGUGUGUCCCAUGGCACCCCUCCGACCGCCUCAACAUCUCGCCCUGCCCCUGCGUCCAGGAGAGCCAAUAUCGGCAGAGAAGACGCCAGCGGGGUGAUUCACAUUAGCGAUGACGACGACAACGACUACGACGAUAUGGACGCCGACGAUUUUGACGAUCACGACGACGAUGAGCGAGCUGCUGUUGCGCAAGCUGCUGCGCUGGCUCAAGAGGAGGAAGAUGCUGCUAUGGCUAAGCGUCUACAAGCAGAAAUGUACCAGGAAACGGGAAAUGCUGGUGGUGAUGUUAGGGCACCUAUUGCUAGGACAACAGAAACACUUGUUGCACCGGAUUCCACCUGGUCGGAAGAAGAAAGCUCAGCUAUUCUUGAGCAACUUCGGAGGAGACGCCAGAUGCCUCGUAGAGGUCCCUUUGGUCAUCGGAUAUGGGGUGAUGACGGGGCCCGGCCUGAGCCCGCGUCUGGAAACGGCGCACCAUCCGCUCACGCUAGACGCCUAGAGGACCUAUUCCGACCGCCCUACGAGCUGAUGUAUCGCAUAUCAUGGGAUGAGGCUCGCACAUUGGGUAAAGAAGAUAAGAAGUGGAUCAUGGUCAACCUGCAAGACAUGAGCGACUUCAAUUGCCAAAUGCUUAAUCGAGACAUCUGGAAGGAUCGAGCUGUUCAGGACUUGGUGAAGGAGAACUUCAUCUUCAUGCAGCUGGAUAAAGAUUACCCCGACGCGGAGGAAUACAUCACAUUCUAUUUCCCCAAUCAGGGACACGAAAAUCCAGACAACUACCCCCAUGUGUCCAUUGUCGACCCUCGGACGGGUGAACAGGUCAAGGUCUGGAGCGGGAAGCCAUUCCCCAGCGCUGUUGAGUUCCACGCCGAAGUGGCCGAGUUUUUGGACAGAUACAGUCUCGCCGCAAACAGCAAGAAUCCCGUCGCUAGAACGGCGGCCCGGAAGCCCCAGGUCAUUGAUGUGGACCGCAUGACAGAAGAGGAGAUGCUGGAGAUGGCUCUGAAAAAUAGCCUGGCGGGGGCUGAGGCCAGUGGCUCGGGCUCGGGAUCAACACCGAGCGUCCAUGAUCCCGAUGCGCUGACCAAGGAGCCUCAGCAAUCAGGCGAUCAGGAAGCACAGAGUCCGUUUGACCAGAUCUCAAGCACAAACCCCCAUACCGAGCCCGCCAACAAUCCUGCCACGACAACGCGUAUCCAGUUUCGACACCCAGACGGACGUGUCAUUCGACGGUUCAACCUACAGGAUGAUGUUCGUACGAUGUAUGAAUGGCUCAAAGCGGAGCCUUUGGAGGGCAAGGCAGAUGUCAAGUUUGAGUUGAAGAGAAUGCCCCAAGGCCAAGAUUUGAUCGAGCUUCUCGAUUCCACCAUUGAAGAGGCCGGCUUGAAGCAAGGAACAGUGAUGAUAGAAUUCGUUACGGACGAGUAA